CUUCCAGCGGUGGAGCGGCCUCACUCGUCGCGCGUCCCUCCUCUGUUAUUGGUCCCUCCCCCGGCCGAUACAGAUUUUUACCCACCAAUUCACAAUCAGCUGUGAGCCUGUGACGCUGUGUAUUGCACUCGCUUCCCGGCCAUCUCCUUUCCGACCAAAAGACCCGUUCCUCGGAACCCCCCCUUCCACUUAAACCCGGCAGCACCAGCCAAGAGCAGAACGCUAGCCCGACGCGCCCAUGCAGAGAAAACCAGCACCACAACGCCACCGCCACCGCCACCGCCGCCGCAGCAGCACGUACGCGCACUGACGCAACCAUGUCCGCAGCGGCACAACACUAGCCGCACGUACGUUCUCCUGUUGAGUAGGCAACGCCCCCAUCAAAGGCCGCACGUCCGCCGCCAUGGUGGCCGGGCGCGUCAAGGCGGCCAUUGGCUUCCAGCGCAGCAGCAAGUCGCCGGCGCCGGAGUCUCUUGCGCAGACGGCUACCCUGGAGCCGUCGUUGGGCUCCGCGUCGCCGGCCGGCUCGGCGCCGUCCAAGGCGUCGGCGUUCGCGCGCUCCUUCGGCGCCUACUUCCCGCGCUCGUCGGCCCAGGUGCGGCCGGCGCGCACUCCGCAGGUCGCCGAGCUGCUGCGCGCCAUCGAGCAGCUCCAGGAGAGGGAGUCGCGCCUCCGCGUCGAACUGCUGGAGCAGAAGAUACUCAGGGAGACCGUCGCCAUCGUGCCCUUCCUGGAGGCCGAGCUCGCCGCGAAGAGCAGCGAGCUCGAGAGGUGCAAGGAGACCGCGGACCGGUUGGGGUCCGAGAACGCGCGGCUGUGCGCCGAGCUCGACGCCGCCGCACUGGAGGUAACGAGCAGAAAGCAGAGGAUCGUUGAGAUGGAGAAGGAAAUAGCAGAGCUGAGGAAGCAACAGGAAGCGGCGGCGGACGCCGAUGACUGCUCGUCGUCGGCCUCGGCGUCAAACGAGCAUCUAGAAAACUCCAGUGCCGCUCCAAAUCAUGCGAGUUUAGCUCAACUUGGAGCUGGGAGACCGUACAUUCCGCCGCCUCCGGCGCCGCCAAUGCCGCCGGCGCCUUUCAAGUCCAAGUCCUACUUCUCCGUCUCGUCGCACGCUUCGCCCUCAAGUUCUUCCCCACCCUCGCCGUCUUCUUCCACGUUGACUUCACCAGUGUACUCCUGCUGGUCGUCGGACGCGGCGGCUGCACCAAAACCCCGCGUGCCAGAGCUCUCGAAGCUGCCGCCGAUACCUCCGCCUCCACCACCUCGCCCUCCACCGCCACCUGCGCCAAUCCCGAGAAAGAGCUCCUCUCCCUCCAGCUCAGUCAGCGUCUGCGGGACCGCCGCCGCUCCACCUCCGCCGCCUCCUCCCCCUCCGGCGAGGAGGCCGUUCGGCGGCGCGUCUCCACCAGGGGCCUCUGGGCAAUGCGUCAGGCGCGAGCCGGAGGUGGUGGAGUUCUACCACUCUCUGAUGCGGAGGGAGUCGAGGAGGGACGGCGGGGCCGGAACCGAGGCCGCGAACGGCGGCGGCGUGGCGGCGGCGCGCGACAUGAUCGGCGAAAUCGAGAACCGUUCGGCUCACCUCCUCGCGAUCAAGUCGGACGUGGAGAGGCAGGGCGAUUUCAUCCGGUUCCUGAUCAAGGAGGUGGGAGGCGCGGCGUUCGUCCACAUCGAGGACGUCGUCACCUUCGUCAAGUGGCUCGACGACAAGCUCUCGCGCCUGGUGGACGAGCGCGCGGUGCUGAAGCACUUCGAGUGGCCGGAGCAGAAGGCGGACGCGCUCCGCGAGGCGGCGUUCGGCUACUGCGACCUCAAGAAGCUGGAGGCGGAGGCCGCCUCCUUCCGCGACGACGCCCGCCAGCCCUGCGCUGCCGCCCUCAAGAAGAUGCAGGCCCUCUUCGAGAAGUUGGAGCACGGCGUGUACAACCUUGCGCGCGUCCGGGACGCCGCCACGAGCCGGUACACCCGGUUCCAGAUCCCGUGGGAGUGGAUGCAGCAAGACACCGGCAUCGUCAGCCAGAUCAAACUCCAGUCGGUGAAGCUAGCAAUGAAGUAUCUGAAACGGGUUUCCUCUGAGCUUGAGGCGAUCAAGGGAGGAGCUGAAGACGAGGAACUGAUGCUUCAAGGAGUGCGGUUCGCCUUCAGAGUGCACCAGUUUGCUGGCGGAUUCGACGUGGACACCAUGCGAGCCUUCCAGGAGCUCAAGGAGAAGGCGUCCAUGUGCCGGAUACUACGGCAGAAGCAGAACCGACAUAUGCGUCAUCACAGGCUCGUUGCCAGGACUUGAGCAUAUGAUCGAUGUAUCACAGACCAUCUCGUCGUUACCAUAGUAUGAUUAGUUGAUUGUUUCUGCUGUAAAACGCCCUAGUAGUGUCACCGAUGAACAGCCUUUGUUCUUCUUUGUUAGGAUAAAUCUUUGAUCAGUGUUGUUUAGUCCUUUCGUUCCUCCGAUGUUCUUCUCCAGACUUCCAGAGAGUAGGGUCACGAACAUUUUGAUUAGUUGGUAUCUUCUCUGUUUUUGUCAUAAAUAUCGUGAUUAUAUCUAUAAAUUUUGCAGCUAUUUGUGUGCAACAGCCCAAUG
Molecule: messenger RNA, 2578 nt
Organism: Phragmites australis (common reed)
Lineage: Eukaryota; Viridiplantae; Streptophyta; Magnoliopsida; Poales; Poaceae
Product: protein INCREASED PETAL GROWTH ANISOTROPY 1-like
Exons: 6
Coding region: 404-2284 (626 amino acids)
Biological process (GO): chloroplast organization
Cellular component (GO): chloroplast outer membrane
Source: RefSeq, a predicted model, not a curated record